AUGGCUUCUAGCUCUGGUCUGACGCGCCGGAGAGGAGGCGGCGGCGCUGCCGGCAACGGCGAGGACGAGGGCAGCCGGGUCAGCUCGCCAGCACCCAAGCGCAACGACGACCGCACCCCCGAAACCUCCUACGAAAGCUCCGAGAACGGCCACAAGAUUGCAUUCGAUCCCCGCGAUAUCAGCGAAAAUGCAGAGAGGAGCAAACAGCCAAAGCUGACGCUCAUGGAGGAGAUUAUCCUUAUGGGACUGAAAGACAAACAGGGAUACCUGUCGUUCUGGAACGACAACAUCUCCUAUGCGCUACGAGGAUGCAUUGUCAUAGAACUGGCCUUCAGAGGCCGUGUGAGCAUGCAGAAGGACUCGAAUCGACGCCGCUUCCCCCUCGCAGACAGGGUCAUCGAAGUUAUUGAUGACACGUUGACUGGAGAGGUCCUACUGGACGAGGCCCUGAAGAUGAUGAAGUCGAGCGAGAAGAUGAGCGUCAACUCCUGGAUCGAUCUCAUGAGCGGAGAGACAUGGAAUCUCAUGAAGAUUGGCUACCAACUGAAACAAGUACGCGAACGACUAUGCAAAGGCCUCGUCGACAAGGGCAUCCUGCGCACCGAAAAGAAGAACUUCCUCUUGUUCGACAUGGCUACACACCCCGUUGCAGACGGCGGCGCAAAGGAGGAGAUUCGACGUAGAGUCCGGAACGUUCUCACCAACCGUACCGUGGUCCUUCCUGGCAGCCAGUUCCUCCCCGAAGAGUUGGAGUUCAGGGUGCUUCGAACCAUCACCAUGGUCUGCGCCGCCUAUGCCGCCAACGUACUAGAGAACGCCUUGACAACGUUGGGUCACGAAGCGCGGGAACGGGCUUUCGCUCAAGUGGACGAGUUGCUGGCAGAGUACUCACAAUGGCCCUUUGCAAAGAGGCAGGGGGGUUCACAGGGUGUCGGCGCAAACUUGGGUCAGCUCAUCACUGAUGAAGUUAAUGGUUCCAAGGAUAAGGAGCUUCAACUUGAGGUUGUUGCUGCGUGCUUGAGCGUCUUCACUCGACUGGACUCAUUGCUUUGA
This is a messenger RNA of Alternaria arborescens, 1053 nucleotides long. Its product is annotated as Vacuolar protein sorting-associated protein 74. Gene Ontology annotation, biological process: retrograde vesicle-mediated transport, Golgi to endoplasmic reticulum; Golgi organization; Golgi to plasma membrane protein transport. Gene Ontology annotation, cellular component: Golgi cisterna; cytosol; trans-Golgi network. The coding region runs from base 1 to 1053 and encodes 350 amino acids. The transcript is spliced from 4 exons. The record is from RefSeq and is a predicted model, not a curated record. Lineage: Eukaryota; Fungi; Ascomycota; Dothideomycetes; Pleosporales; Pleosporaceae. Gene Ontology annotation, molecular function: phosphatidylinositol-4-phosphate binding.